Messenger RNA from Erigeron canadensis, 2184 nucleotides. RefSeq names its product pentatricopeptide repeat-containing protein At1g77360, mitochondrial. NCBI's taxonomy places the organism in Eukaryota, Viridiplantae, Streptophyta, Magnoliopsida, Asterales, Asteraceae. The transcript is spliced from 4 exons. Gene Ontology annotation, molecular function: protein binding. The coding region runs from base 67 to 1527 and encodes 486 amino acids. The record is from RefSeq and is a predicted model, not a curated record.
CCAUUUCUUCCGGACCGACUCAAUCUUCCAAUCUGACACUCUCAUCUCAAUGACCCGAAACCUAGAAUGGUAAUUCUUGAAAAUAUGAUCAGGGUGCUUAGCAGUCCUGCAAAAUCAAGUUUCAGAAAUGUCAUUUGUGCCAGGAUGUACUGCACGAGUGAAACAAAGAACGAGACACUUAAUCCAACAAAACAAAUUUGCAAAAUUCUAAUGUCUUGCCCCAAGCUCGGGGUUGCAACUGCACUUGACCAAAGUGGUUUAAGGCCUACACCUGAAUCCGUUGAAGAAGUCCUUAAAAGAUUUGGGAAUGCAGGUAUGUUAGCAUAUCAGUUUUUUGAAUGGGCCGGGAAGCAACGUCACUAUGAGCAUAGUAUUCGAGCGUACCAUGCUAUGAUUGAAUCUUUAGCCAAGAUAAGGCAGUAUGAGAUCAUGUGGGAUCUUAUAAACACCAUGAGGAGUAAAAACUUGCUCAAUAUCGAGACUUUUUGUAUAAUGAUGAGAAAGUAUGCUCGGGCUCAGAAAGUCGAAGAGGCAAUCUACACCUUCAAUGUCAUGGAAAAACACAACGUCCCUCCAAAUCUAGCAGCUUUUAAUGGUUUAUUAAGUGCUUUAUGCAAAUCUAGAAAUGUAAGAAAGGCCCAAGAGAUUUUUAACACCAUGAAAGAUAGAUUUGUUCCUGAUCAGAAAACAUAUAGUAUAUUAAUUGAAGGUUGGGGACGGGAUCCUAAUUUGCCUAAGGCAAGAGAGAUUUACAGAGAAAUGGUUAAAGAUGGAUGCAAUCCUGAUAUUGUGACAUAUGGGAUCAUGGUUGAUAUUUUAUGUAAAGCAGGUAGGGUAGAUGAAGCCAUUAACAUUAUGAAGGACAUGGAAUGUAAUGGUUGUCAACCCACAUCCUUUAUAUACAGCAUUUUAGUUCAUACGUAUGGGAUAGAAAACCGGAUUGAAGAUGCUGUUGACACGUUUCUUGAAAUGGAAAAGACUGGUGUUAGGGCCGAUGUUGCUGUUUACAAUGCAUUAAUUAGCGCCUUUUGUAAGGUAAACAAGCUAAAAAAUGCGUAUAGGGUUUUGAAUGAGAUGGAAUGUAAAGGGGUGAAGCCGAACUCAAGAACUUGUAACAUUCUUUUAAAUUAUUUAAUAGAACAUAAGGAAACUGAUGAGGCGUUUAAAGUUUUUAGAAGGAUGAUCAAAAUUUGUGACCCAGAUGCUGAUACAUAUACUAUUAUGAUAAAGAUGUUUAGUGAAAAGGGUGAUAUCGACAUGGCUCUUAAAGUUUGGAAAUUUAUGAAAAGGAAGCAGUUUGUUCCUAGUUUGCAUACUUUCUCUGUUCUUAUUAAUGGGUUGUGUGAAAAUGAGGAUGCUUCUCAAGCAUGUAUGUUAAUGGAAGAAAUGAUUGAGAAAGGAAUUAGACCACCAAGGUUAACCUUUGGGAGGCUGAGGAAAUUGCUCCUAGAGCAAAAGCGCGAUGACGUGCUUGAGUUUUUACAGCAGAAGCUGAAUUUAUUGGUAAAAGAACCAUUGUGUGAUUAAGACGGCAUGCUUCAGUGUUCUUGCUCAGGUCUAGAGGGAUCAAGCAGUUCAGAUACCUUUUUUGAGAUGUUUUGGGAUUUUUCAAGACGCAAUCUUGACUAAUCAUAUGGAUCCUUUCAAGCUAUAUCUACAACUUCUGCUAUAUCUUCAAGUCACAUUUUCAGUACCAAUGCUGAGAACCACUGCAAGGUGUUUACACUCGUAUUGAUUCAACAAAUUUUGAGAAAUUGAUGGCAUUGGUAGUGCAAUGGGUCGAUCUGGAUCAUAGCCCAACAUGAAGUAUAUUUAACUUGAGGAUCCAUAUUCUAUCAUAACCCAACAUGAAGUUACGACAUAUUAACGUGUCAUCUAAAAUCUGAGUUCAUGUUCGUCAAAGAGAGUACAUCGAAUUUGAACAUGAAAGAGAAGCUUGGUUUGUUGCUGGACUAAUUGUCCAAUUAUAGCAUACCGAAAGGAAAAAAACGAAAAAACAACGCCAAUGUAUCAUGCUUCAUUGGUUUCUUUGUAGGUAUGUUACAGAUUUAGCUGGUUGAACAACUUCCCUUUUGGACUGAGUGUCAUGUUAUUUGAAGUUUAGUGUUGCAUCUUUGAUGAUUUAUUUUGGGAAAAUAUUAAUAAAUUUAGUAAUUUAAUAUGUAAUUUUACUUUAUUUGAGUU